Aspergillus steynii IBT 23096 is the source of this 1059-nucleotide messenger RNA. Its product is annotated as MBL fold metallo-hydrolase. Bases 1 to 1059 code for a protein of 352 amino acids. The transcript has 2 exons. The record is from RefSeq and is a predicted model, not a curated record. Lineage: Eukaryota; Fungi; Ascomycota; Eurotiomycetes; Eurotiales; Aspergillaceae.
AUGGCUACACAUCUACCGCCAGACUUGAAAAUCCCUGCCUCGGAGUCGACGGUGGCCGUUCGCAACCACCUCUCUCUCUCUCUCAACACAUCCUUAUUCUGGCAACCGCAAAUCAAAGGCCUCGAGAGCGUCGACGUCCCGGCACUCUGUUUCGUCAUAUCGCAUGAGCAACAUUGCCAGACUCGACACCUUCUUUUUGACCUCGCCGUGCGGAAAGACUGGACGAAGUGCUCCCCGGCCACCGUCAAGCUCAUCAACCAAGCCACUCGUGUUCACGUUGACAAAGAUAUUGCCGAGAUUCUCGACUCGAACACCGAAGCGGAUGAAUGUCCCGUUCGUAGCGACAGCAUCGAAGCCGUCCUCCUGUCGCAUCACCAUUUCCACCAUGUCGGUGACCCAUCAACCUUUCCCCCUUCCACCGACCUCGUCGUCGGCCCCGGCGUCACUUCCGCAUGCUGGCCAGGCUAUCCGACCAAUUCCGACGCGAUGCUGCUUGAUUCCGACAUCCACGGGCGCAGUGUUCGCGAAGUGGACUUUACGCGAGGCUCCCCUGGUUCCAGCUGUCAGAUUGGCCGAUUUCCCGCCGUGGAUUACUUCGGAGACGGUUCCUUCUAUCUCCUCGACGCACCUGGCCAUUGCCUAGGACACAUGUGUGCGCUUGCCCGAGUCACAGCGGACCGGGAGGGUCCUUCAUCCGACUCGUUUGUCCUCAUGGGCGGCGAUGCCUGUCACCACGCCGGCCUCCUUCGCCCAUCCGAGUAUCUCCCAUUAGACACGUCUCUGUCUCGGUCUCUCCUCCACUCCCACCCGAAGAACAGCACCACUGAGCCGUUCUUAGUCCCGUCUCGGGCGAUGUUCCCGCAGUACGAUCAGGCUAUGGAUACUAUCCGCAAAAUUCAAGACCUCCACGCGGCAGAGAAUGUGUUUGUCGUUCUAGCCCAUGACAGGUCUAUCGUGGAACAUGUCCCUCUGUUCCCUCAUCCGAUCAAUGAUUGGAUGGCUCGUGGCCUGGGCGUCAGAACCCGAUGGCUGUUUUGUAAGGAUUUCACGAGUGCUUAA